GUGUCUUUUCUACCCAUUUCUUUCAACCGAACGACCUAGACUGGGAGUUGCUGCAACAUGGCCGCUAUGGAAAUGCUUUCAAUGGGCUCGCGCUCGCUCAAUCACUCCAACAGCGAUGCCGAAGCAGAAUACGACCGCCUCCGCGAUCUCGCCCGUCAGGAAGCGGCAAAGCGCAGCUCCUGCUUCGACCGCGCACAUCAAGCCUACGAAUCCGGCGACGGCGGCCGCGCCCACGAGCUCUCUGAGGAAGGAAAACAACACGCUGCCAAAAUGGAGCAAUACAACCGUCAAGCGCGCGACUACAUCUUCCGCGAGAACAACGCAAACGGGCGCGUCCAAGGCGACACAAUUGACCUGCAUGGACUCUUCGUUGAAGAAGCCGAGGACGUGCUCGAAGAGCGCAUCAAGGCCGCUCGAAGCAGAGGCGAAGACCACCUCCAUGUCAUCGUCGGCAAGGGCAAUCACUCCCGCAACCACGUCCAGAAGAUCAAACCUCGCGUCGAGCAGGUCUGCCGCGAACUCGGACUCCAGUACCAGACCGAGGAGAACGAGGGAAGGAUCUAUGUCAAUCUGCAGGGCGGCGCAAUACACCAGAUGCCGCCUGCGCCUCAGCAUCCGCAGUAUGGCGGAGGAGGUUAUCCUGGGCAGCAAGGUGGGCAGCAACAUGGCGGGCAGGCUUGGGGCGGCCAGCAGCAUGGCAACCAGCAGCACGGUGGUCAGAACUACGGCCAGCAGCACGGAGGACAGCAGCAGCAGAGCAACAACAACAACAACAACAACAACGAUGAGAUUGAGCAGAUGGUCAAGAAGGGGUUGCCGAAGUUGCUCAAGAAGCUGGGCUGCUGUAAUGUCAUGUAGGAGUGCGAUGAUACCCUUGGCUUUUGGAUAGAUGGCAUCGAACGGGAGAUGUGUAUGUAGCGUAUCUAGUGACGUUUGUAAGCCCGCACGCUUGUGUGUAGACGGUUCUAUCCUGGAUGUGGUAAUGGCUGGCUGAUGUGUGUAUCUUGGAUGCGCCUGUUUCAGUGCACCAAGGGACAGUGCAGCUGAAUGAGUCACAGUUGUGCCCACUGGUCCGCUGUGCGGUGCUCAGGAAACUCGCCUACAGCAGAGACUUUUCAGCGCGAUGAGAACGUAGUUUAGAGCGUGAGGACCGGCCAUUGUCGAUGUCGCAGCCACUUCAUUGUAUGUUGCAAGUCGAUCGACUGUAAACGGCAAGUCAAUAGAAAUGUCCCCAUUAGUACCAUGGUACUGGAGGGUUGCUGACCCCUAC
Messenger RNA from Didymella exigua CBS 183.55, 1270 nucleotides. Its product is annotated as DUF1771-domain-containing protein. NCBI's taxonomy places the organism in Eukaryota, Fungi, Ascomycota, Dothideomycetes, Pleosporales, Didymellaceae. The transcript has 2 exons. Bases 58 to 858 code for a protein of 266 amino acids. The record is from RefSeq and is a predicted model, not a curated record.